Drosophila erecta is the source of this 498-nucleotide messenger RNA. RefSeq names its product protein Asterix. NCBI's taxonomy places the organism in Eukaryota, Metazoa, Arthropoda, Insecta, Diptera, Drosophilidae. Gene Ontology annotation, biological process: protein insertion into ER membrane. The record is from RefSeq and is a predicted model, not a curated record. Bases 60 to 386 code for a protein of 108 amino acids. The transcript has 2 exons. Gene Ontology annotation, molecular function: protein folding chaperone. Gene Ontology annotation, cellular component: endoplasmic reticulum membrane.
AUCCAUUGGAAUCUGACCUGGUUUUUUGAUUAAAUUGGUGAAAAUUAAAUAAAUUUAAAAUGAGCAUCACAGUGGAUCCGCGCCGCAAGGAGAAGAUCAACCGCUACAAGGCGCCCAAGAACCAGGGCCAAAGCGGCGGCGCCAACGAGGACAUGAUGCCGGAUUACAUGAACAUUCUGGGCAUGAUUUUCUCCAUGUGUGGACUGAUGAUGAAGCUCAAGUGGUGCGCCUGGUUUGCGCUGUACUGCUCCUGCAUCAGUUUCGCCAGUUCGCGGGCCAGCGACGAUGCCAAACAGGUGCUCUCCUCCUUCAUGCUGAGCGUCAGUGCGGUGGUGAUGUCCUACCUCCAGAAUCCCGCGGCCAUGACCCCGCCAUGGGCCUCCUAGCACUGGACCUAAGAUAACUAUAGUAAACGUAAUGUAAUUGUUCAUGGAGAUGUGGUGGCCAGUUUGAUACGCCUCUAUUUUCUUCGACGCUCAGUAAACGAGUUGGUACGUA